AUGGAGCCUAAAAGAUGUUGGAUGAUGUUGGAAAAGAAGAAUAAGAAGAAGAAGAAUUUGAUGAUCACUACUUCUUCUGAUCAUUUUCUUCAAGCAACAACUACCACAAUCAACAUCAACAAAUCUUCUUCUUCUUCUUUUGAUGAUUCAUGGGAAGAACAAGCUUUUGCCGAUGACGCUGCCGGUCGUCUUGGUGGAUGUGUUUGGCCACCGAGAUCCUACUCUUGCAGUUUCUGCAAAAGGGAAUUUCGGUCGGCUCAAGCUUUAGGCGGUCACAUGAAUGUUCACCGACGCGACCGUGCUAGGUUAAAGCACGAAUCCUUCAAACCCCAAAUUGAAACUCAUCAUCAAAUUCUCCCAAAUCUUCAACAACAGGUUUGUGAUGAUAAUUUGGUGUUUAACCCUAACCCUAAAUCUUCUUCAUCAUCUUUUUGCCUCUCAACUUUUCCCUCUCAAAACUUGGUGGAAUCUGAUCUUACCCCAAUAACAACAACAACUCUUCAUAAAUGGCAUCAAAGUUCAGAACUUUCUCCAAAAACAAGCGAUGAUAAGGAUGAUGAUGCUGUUUUUUGCAAUAAAAGAAAGAGAACAACCGAUCAUCCGCCAUCGUCAACGGUGGCGUUCUUUAUCCGAUCAGAGGUAAUUGGACUUAGCCAUAGCUCCGUUGAGGAUUUGGAUCUUGAGCUCCGCCUCGGCGGUGGCGGCCGGCCAAAGCCAAAGCUUAAAUAAAAUUGCACCGCCGUGUGUGUGACUUUAUGAUCUAUAGUUUGUUUUUCUCUCUGUUGUUUUCAUUUUCCUUUUGGAUUCUCUCUUUUUUUUUCUUUCUUUCUUUCUUUUUUUUUUU
Messenger RNA from Benincasa hispida (wax gourd), 844 nucleotides. RefSeq lists its product as uncharacterized. The record is from RefSeq and is a predicted model, not a curated record. Lineage: Eukaryota; Viridiplantae; Streptophyta; Magnoliopsida; Cucurbitales; Cucurbitaceae.